GACCAAGACCAAAUUGAAUCUAAUCUUAAAAUUCUACUCAGCAACCAAAAACAUUUAAAAGAAGGUUUCAAGGCGCAAAUUUCUGUAAUCAAUUCGACAGCAAAUAUUAUCAACAAGAAUAUAUAUGAAGUAAAUGAGCAAUUUACAAAACUUCAAACUCAAAUUAAUAAGUAUCAUUCUGAGAUAAUAAAAGAUAUUAAUCGAGAUAAAAUGGCUAUACAAUUUCAAAUGCUGGUAACACAAAUUAGCAUUCUUAUGAGCGAAUCUGAAAAUACACAAAGAUCCAUAACUGAAUUACUAAUCGAUUUGAAUCAUGGAAGAAUUAAUCCAGCUCUUUUAACUCCCUUACAACUGAGUGAAGAAUUGAUGCGCAUUAAAGAAAAAUUACCAGCAAAACUUCAAAUUCCUGGACAUCAAAGCGACAGUCAAUUACGUGAUGUUUACAAUCUCAUGGAAGCAAGAGGUAUUAUUAUUGACCAAAAAUUAAUAAUUAAAGGAGAGAUACCAUUGAUGCAGAGUGAGUCAUCGGAAGUUUUCAAAUUGGUAGCCAUUCCUUCCGAAUAUAAAAGACGUGUUGUAAAAGCGAAAUUAAGAAAUGAAUUUUUAAUUUAUAACUUUGGGCUUAAUUCGUAUUUCUUUAUAUCCCAAGCUCAGCUCAAUAGGUGUACAAGAAGCCUAAACAAACACCUUAUCUGUAAAGGAAAAACACCAUGGCAGCCUGCAUUAGACCAAACUUGCGAGCUUUCAGCACUAUUCAACACUAGCCAUGCAGACUGUCAGUAUGAAGAGACAAAGAAGACACCGUUCUGGGCGGAGCUUAAUCCAGACAACACGUGGAUUUUCAAAGUAUUCAAACGAUCUACAUUGCAUGUCGACUGUCUAGGUGGUAAAAGAGAAAUAAUAGAAAUCCCAGCACAAGGUGUUCUUUCCAUUGAAGCAGGUUGCACAGCCCGAUACGAAGGUAUCACAUUGUCAAGUCAUCAAAUAUUUACAACGCAAAAUACAAUCAGCUUAAUACAAGAUCCAAUAAUAUCAGUAAUACAUGAUAUUACAGAAGACAAAAUUGUACCGCUUCAGAUUGACCGCAUCAACAACAACAAAGAUGUCGAACAAAUUAAGGAGCAGAUCAAUAGAAUAAGUAAUAAUGAUUUUAAUUUAAGGGAUUUAAAUCUAAAAAAUCAUAGCGGACACAUAUCUCUUAUAUUAGUUAUUAUAAUAAUUGUAAUUUUAUUUAUAUGUUAUGUACGCUACAAAUCCAAGCCAAAAGGCAAAAUUACGAUUAAUCUUUCUAAUCGCACAAACACAUAAUUUGUAAUUAAUUGUAUAAAUGUAAUCUAAAAAAAAAAAAUUUAAUUAUUAUAUUAUUGUAACCACAUUUUUUGGCCCUCGGCAGUAUGUUCAAAUUACUUGAACAAUAAUAAGUUAUACAGUCCACAUACAUAUAUUAGAUAAGACAGAGGCAAUACAAUACAUACAUAAAUAAACACCUAAAUAUACAUGCAUAUAUAUGCAACACAUAUACAUACAUACAUGAGGCACGUAUGCAUUUAAAUACAAUACGCAUGCACUCAAGAUAUGUAAUAUAAACAUAUUUACUUAGGUUUGGGCAAUUGAUUACAAAUGCACUUGUGCACUUGAAAACAGCCCAAACCAUACAACAUAAAUUAUAUGACAGCACACACACACACACAUGUAUUAAAUUGUAUACUGGAAACAACCCCAUGUGGUGUGCUGUAACAUACACACAUACGCAUAUAUUUAGUUAGAUAAGAUAGUUUUCAAAUUUGUAUAUA
Molecule: messenger RNA, 1793 nt
Organism: Bactrocera neohumeralis
Lineage: Eukaryota; Metazoa; Arthropoda; Insecta; Diptera; Tephritidae
Exons: 1
Coding region: 211-1308 (365 amino acids)
Source: RefSeq, a predicted model, not a curated record